AUGUCUACUUCAACUAUACAACUGCUAGCUUCUGAUAAACUUAAUGGAGACAAUUACGGAAUAUGGAAAUCGAAUUUAAACACAAUACUAGUUAUUGACGAUCUAAGGUUCGUUUUAACGGAGGAGUGUCCUCCAGCCCUUGCCCCUAAUUCAAACCAAACAGUUCGGGAUGCCCAUGAUAGAUGGUUUAAAGCUAAUGAAAAAGCUCGUGUCUACAUUUUAGCCAGUAUAUCAGAUGUAUUGUCUAAAAAGCACGAGGGAUUAGCUACUGCAAGAGAGAUCAUGGACUCUCUACAAGCCUUGUUUGGACAACCAUCAACAUCUAUCAUACAUGAUGCGAUUAAGUAUGUUUACAACUGCAGAAUGAAGGAAGGAUCUUCCGUAAGGGAGCAUGUUUUGAACAUGAUGGUUCACUUCAAUGUUGCAGAAGUGAACGACGCAGUCAUGAACGAAAUAAGUCAGGUUGGAUUCAUCAUGCAAUCUCUUCCGAAGAGUUAUUUUCAAUUCAAAACGAAUGCUAUGAUGAAUAAGAUUGAAUACAGCUUGACAACCCUUCUGAAUGAACUCUAA
Messenger RNA from Momordica charantia (bitter melon), 570 nucleotides. The record is from RefSeq and is a predicted model, not a curated record. Lineage: Eukaryota; Viridiplantae; Streptophyta; Magnoliopsida; Cucurbitales; Cucurbitaceae.